Messenger RNA from Drosophila melanogaster (fruit fly), 857 nucleotides. RefSeq names its product lectin-22C (gene lectin-22C). The record is from RefSeq and is marked reviewed. The transcript has a single exon. Lineage: Eukaryota; Metazoa; Arthropoda; Insecta; Diptera; Drosophilidae. The coding region runs from base 19 to 810 and encodes 263 amino acids. Gene Ontology annotation, molecular function: carbohydrate binding.
CAGUAAAAAGUGCUUACAAUGCUAAAAUCCGCAAGUGCUUUGCUAUGUGGUCUUCUUGCUUUAAAUUUGUAUGGAGCUUGGGCAGAAUCCGAUGUGAUUUGUCCUUUAAAGGACCCUCCUAGUCAAUGUGGAGGAUUCUGUCUGGGUGUACUUACGCCCGUGUUAAAUCACCUGACCAUUUCCCAAAAUCUGGCGAAUUCCAAUAAUUCAAGCAAGGCUAACGAGGUCCUGGUGAGACAGUACACGAUGGAAGGCCAACUGACUGCUCUGCAGAAUAAGCAACUAAGCAUUGAAGUCGCACUGGAUGCCCAAGGCAGAAAACUGAAUGUUAACGAACAGAACUUUACUGAACGACUGAAUUGCAUGGAAGGCAUACUGUCGGCCCUGGAGAAAACAGUCCUUGAAGUAAAAACCAAAAUAAAAUACCUCGGAUUCGAGCAAAUCGGCUCAAAGUACUAUUACAUAGAGAAAGUAUCCGAGAAGAACUGGUCCACUGCUUCAAAAACUUGUCGCAAUAUGGGAGGGCACCUGGCCGACAUUAAGGACGAGGCAGAUCUAGCCGCCAUCAAGGCGAAUCUCAAGGAGGACACGCAUUACUGGCUGGGAAUCAAUGACUUGGACCACGAGGGAAAAUUCUUGUCCAUGCCCACGGGCAAGCAGACUACCUUUUUGAAAUGGGCCUCGGGGAGACCCUCUCAGUUGGACACCCUCAACUGCGUGUUCCUAUACAACGGGGAAAUGUACGAUUACCCAUGCCACUAUACUUUCCGGUUCAUUUGCCAGACCGAGGAGGAAGAUUUAAAUGUAUGAUUUAAAUAGAAACCACAUGAGAAUAAUAAAACCUUUGCUGAUGCCGU